Molecule: messenger RNA, 388 nt
Organism: Caenorhabditis angaria
Lineage: Eukaryota; Metazoa; Nematoda; Chromadorea; Rhabditida; Rhabditidae
Source: the annotation of a GenBank genome assembly
AUGAAUGCUGCAAGAAGACCGACUCGUAAGUUUUUCAUAUGGUUCUCUUUAAUUGUUUGUUGAUUGUAAAUUUUUUGAGAUCCAAAAACAUAUGGGAAAAUUUUUCAUUUUCAUUUCCAAAAUAUUUAGCUGUGGAUGAUGAAAGGUUUAUUUAAUUCUGAACGUGCUUUCUCAAAAAUGAUUUCAUUUUUCAGAAAUCACCCUUGGCACUGACCAAGAUCCAUAUAACAAAGAGGAAUUGGUGAACACUUUGAAAGGGCGUGAACUCGGAUUUUUUGUGAUAUUUUAUAUAUUUGCCGUCGCUUGCAUUGUAAUGGCAUUUGAGUUUUUGAAACCAAGUUUAUUUAUGCGAGAAGAAUCGGUGAAUGCGACACGAUAUGAUGAUUAA